Molecule: messenger RNA, 3769 nt
Organism: Cyprinus carpio (common carp)
Lineage: Eukaryota; Metazoa; Chordata; Actinopteri; Cypriniformes; Cyprinidae
Product: inhibin beta A chain-like
Biological process (GO): BMP signaling pathway; SMAD protein signal transduction
Cellular component (GO): extracellular region
Molecular function (GO): cytokine activity; growth factor activity
Source: RefSeq, a predicted model, not a curated record
AAGACGGGAGGGAGGGAGGGAGGAAGGGAAGUGUAAUUACUGUGUUAGAGAGAGGAUAAGAAGAGAGACAGGGAGCAAGAGCCAGAGAGAGAGUCCAGCUCACUUCAGCAAAACCAUUCAACUCCUGCACAGUGAGCAGUCCCAGACCUCUUACGAGUGCACUGUUUCCCUGGGGCACAUCCAGAAGCCGACUGCCCAUCCCAUACAAACUUCCCAAGGACCUGGAGAGGGAGAAAUCCACUGACAGAACUAUCCCUGCUUUCCGAACAGCAUCUCUUCUCACAACUUACCAGCAAGGAUUACACUUUCCUUCACUUUUUUCCCUCUAGUAGUUUAGUUCUUACUUUUUUGUUCCUCUCAAAUUUUUGUCAGAUUGAGGUCAUCCACAGGCAAACAGACUUUACUGCCAGCUGUCGGCGACGGGACUGAUUCUUGUCUUUCUUUGAAAGGAACUUUUAAAGUAAGUUUUUUUUUUUUCAUUUUCCAACACCCUCCAGCUCUCUUCAGCAACUGACGCUUUUCAUUUAAGGAUGUCCCCUCUCCCUAUUCUGAGCGGGAUCUUCCUGCUGCUCAUCCAGACCUGCUCCCUCAGUGCCAUGGUCACCAAAGGGAGCCUGGCAACGUCCGAACAGGCAGCCACGGACUGUCCCUCAUGUGCUCUGGCACGGCUUCGAAAAGGUGAGGAUGAGGAUAAGGGAGCACAGCAAGACGUGGUCGAGGCGGUGAAGACACACAUACUUAACAUGCUGCACCUGCAAGAGCGCCCCAACAUUACGCACCCGGUGCCUCGAGCUGCUCUCCUCAAUGCCAUUCGCAAGGUACACGUGGGACGGGUGGCCAAGGACGGCAGUGUCCUGAUUGAGGACGAGGCCAGCAGCCGCCAGGACACCGAACAGGCAGAACAGACGGAGAUCAUCACGUUUGCUGAAGCUGGUGAAGCUCCAGGCUUAGUGAACUUUCUCAUCUCCAAGGAAGGCGGUGAGAUGUCCCACGUGGAGCAAGCCAACGUCUGGCUCUUUCUUCGACUGCCAAAGGGCAACCGCACCCGUUCUAAUGUCACCAUCCGGCUGCUCCUGCAGCAAAGUACAGAGGAGAAGGUUCUGGCAGAGAAAUCCGUGGACACGCGGCGCAGUGGCUGGCAUACAUUUCCCAUUUCAGCAAGUGUGCAGGAAUUGUUGCAGCAUGGGGGCAGCACACUGCGUCUGCGCGUCUCCUGCCCGCUGUGUGCCGAUGCCCGGGCCACACCGGUGCUUGUGACUCCUGGCGGCGGCGAACGUGAGCAAUCCCACCGGCCGUUCCUCAUGGCUGUGGUGCGACAGAUGGACGAUCUGUCCCAAAGGAGACGUCGCAAAAGAGGCCUGGAAUGCGACGGCAAGGUACGAGUCUGCUGCAAACGCCAAUUUUACGUAAACUUCAAGGACAUUGGCUGGAAUGACUGGAUCAUCGCUCCCUCUGGGUAUCAUGCCAACUACUGCGAGGGCGACUGUCCCAGCCACGUGGCCAGCAUCACCGGCAACUCACUGUCCUUCCACUCCACAGUCAUCAACCACUACCGCAUGCGAGGGUACAGUCCCUUCACCAACAUCAAGUCUUGUUGCGUGCCGACUCGUCUGCGAGCCAUGUCUAUGCUCUACUACAAUGAGGAGCAGAAAAUCGUCAAAAAGGACAUCCAGAACAUGAUUGUAGAAGAAUGCGGCUGCUCGUAAGGCCACUAUGGGAAGAGGAAGGGUAGGAAGGGAGAGACAAGGUUGGAUGGUAGGGGCAAGAACUGCAGUCCCAAAAUGAAUGAAAAAGAAGAGAUGCAGAGAAAGGAGAGGAGAGCUCCUCUAUCUUUAUCUCACUGCCUCAAGACAAACUCUCACGUAGACAGGCCUCUCUUUCUCUCGACCACUUGUGCGUGGUCAUCUUAGAAUCCAAUGGGUAUCUGUAACUCAGAGUAAUCUCUGUGGCACUUUCAAAAGAGAAAAGAAAUAUAAUAUAUUUUUGUUACAAAGCAAAGGGAGCAAGGUCAGAGAGUAUUUAUGCGGCCUACUUUGCAGUGCAGACAUGCACUGCAGGAAGAGAGAUGAUGAGGUGCCUGAAAAAGAAGAUCUCUAAACUAUGCAACUUGUCAAGUAUUAUGAUAUAUUUUUUUUUCAUCAAGGUGUUGUUUUGUUUCUUAAUUAUUUACUUCUACAAACUAAGAAAAAGUUAACGUUUGUUGACUUUUUAUACCUUGUACGUAUGUUUUAUGUAUGUUAUAUGUUUGUUGUGCGUGUCCAUGUACAAAAAGCGUGUGUAUAUACAGUGUGCCUACGGGAGUAUCCGUAUACGUUUGUGUGCAUGUCUGUUCGUGUGUGUUGUUGAGAGAUACUUGAAAGAAGUUUGACGGGCUGCUGGAACCAAACAUUUCUCUAUAUUAUUAUUCUAAUUAUUCUGACUAUUGUUAAUAAUGUUAUUAUUUUUUUUUAUUUCUGUACAUUUUUUAUCUUAAAAAUGAGACGUUAAAACGUUUACAGUUUUGCACUAUAUCAACAUUUCGAUCAGCAUAGCCACAUAUAUAAAUAUGUUUAUAGAGAAAGACUAGCAGCACUUCAGAACAGAAGUACCUACAUAGCAUGAGUCUAACAAAUGAGAUUGUUAAAAAUAAACAGGGAUGUUUGAUGGGAAGGCAGAGAUGACUAAUACUACAUCAGAGGACCAUGUAUUCACAUGCAUUUUACAAAAUAGUCUUUUGGUUUUUUACUCAACACCAAAGAAUUUAGGUUAGCUUUGCCUACCAUAUUAGGCUGUCUCUGAACAGUUGUUCAGAAGAUACCAAUAUGUCUUUGUUCUCCCAACAAAUAUGUCCAGGUUAGCAAACCGAAAGACCUUUAAAACCUUUUCUCAAUGUCCCAGAGCGGCUCACUCCUGUGUGUGCUUUUGCACUGCUGCACAGUCCAUGCACGACUGGCCAACUUAAUGGUUAAAACAGCACUUAAACCAACCUUUUAAAGUUUGUUUUUAAUUAUGAAUUGUUACAAAAGUGAAUGUGCAUCAUUGAUAUUUAAUGACUUAAUUGGGAGAUGAAUAACUAUUUAGAUAUUUGCAACUUUUCUCACCAAAUAUAAAAAAGGAUCUACAGUGAUCCAAACAAACAAACAAAAAACUAAAAAACAAACAAACAAACAAACAAAAAAUGCUUUUGUUUUGCAAAUGUUAAUAUUUCUGCUUCCCAACAUGAAAUGUUUUACCACUGUGCAAUGUUAAAAAAUAAAAUAAAAAAUGAAGCAUUUUGGGAAAAGAAAAGAAAAGAAAAGAAAAGAAAAGAAAAGAAAAGAAAAGAAAAGAAAAGAAAAGAAAAGAAAAGAAAAGAAAAGAAAAGAAAAGAAAAGAAAAGAAAAUUGAACUUAAAGAACUUUUGUCACAUUUUGGACUAAGAAACGUUUACUAUUUUCAGUACUUUCCUGAUGGAAAUGCAUUCAAAAUGUCAUAAAAACACUAUUAAAAUGGAAAAGAAAAAUACAAAUUCAGAAAAAAAAUCUAUAAAAAGAAAGAUGUUUUUGUUUGUUUUUUGUUUGUUCAUUGUUAUUAAAAAUAAUUGACACUGAAAUAAGUGGACUAAGAAUAAAAAAAAUAUAUUUUUAUUCUGUAUAUAUGGAAAUCAAGAUACCAAUAUGUUGCAUUGUUUUGUUGUACAAAUCAAAAAUGUGCUUGUGGCAAUUGUUUUUUUAAUCUAAUUUAUUAUACAGUAUUUUGUCCUUUGCUUCACCAUUAAAGUUAAAAUGUUGUACACUACAACAUGAGAAAA